AUGGUCGCCCCGGCCGUAACGGGAGGGAACUCGACUGGUGGUCAGUCUCCCGCAAGCCACCAACCGCCUCGGUCCUCCAGUACCCAUCCUUCGCAUUCGCACAAUGUCCCCUUGAGCGCUCGAAGAUCCGCCCCCCUCGAUCUCUCCACCGUUGAACGACGAGGCCAACCCAAUGCCCCUCGAGAACUCGGCAAACGCAUUCGUCCCCAUGGUCUGCAGGAGGCCCCCACGUUUCGUCCUACCGAGGAGGAGUUCAAGGAUCCCGAGCAAUACAUUCGCAAGAUCGCCCCCGAGGGCAGGAAUUUUGGCAUCUGCCGGAUCAUCCCACCGGAAAACUGGCAGCCCCCCUUUGCCAUUGACACGGAGCGAUUCCACUUCAAGACCCGUCGUCAAGAGCUCAACUCGGUGGAAGGAGGUAUGCCCCCGUUUUCGGCGCGGUUUGCGGCCGGUGAUCCUUCCCUGCCCGGUUCUGACCUGGUUCCAGGCACUCGUGCGAACCUGAACUACCUCGACCAGCUCGCCAAGUUUCACAAGCAGCAUGGUACCAAUCUCAACCGCUUCCCCUCCGUCGACAAGCGCCCCUUGGAUCUCUACAAAUUGAAAAAGGCCGUCGAGGUGCGCGGCGGCUUCGAUGCCGUCUGCAAGACCAAGAAGUGGGCGGAGAUUGGUCGGGACUUGGGCUACAGUGGCAAGAUCAUGUCGUCCCUGUCCACCUCCCUCAAGAACUCCUACCAACGGUGGCUUCAGCCCUACGAGGAGUACUUGCGCGUGGCGAAGCCCGGCGUCCAACAGCAGCUGGAGCUGGAGCAUGGUGGCCCCUAUACCCCGUCCCCCAAUCCCUCCCCCGUGGCCAAGAAGCCGCUCCUCCUCGACCACACCGCCCAGCCUCCCUUGCCCCAACCCGCGUUGAGCCUCCCGAAGCCCGAGGUCGAGGCCACCCCGGAUCGCCCGGCGCUCCCCCCGGUCGAGCCCACGCCCCCGCCGCGUCCCGUCGCCUCGGGGUUCACCCCGGUCAAUGCCAGUUCGGGCUUCACGGCCGUCAACCGCUCGCCCUCCUUCAUGGCCGUCAACAACGGACCCCCGGUGAAGCGCGAGGCCGAGAAUGGCUCCCUGACCCCCAAAAGUCUCGCUGACCAUCCUCCGAGCGCCACUCCCGUCUCCAAUGGCCAUGGGCCGCUGCCGGUGAAGCGUGCCAUCAGCCACGACAGCAGUUCCCAGCCCGAGAAUGGAGAUGAUCCAAAUGGGCGGCGGAGCAAACGGUUACGUAAGGAUGUACCCCCUACCGUCGCCGGUUCGCAUAUGAGUUUACUCCGCCCCGCCCCACCCCGGGCGCGCAAAUGUGAUAGCCAACCCCCCGGUGAGAAAUGUGAGGUGUGCGGCAAGGCCGAAGAUCGGGCCUCGAUUCUCGUCUGCGACAGCUGCGAUAACGGUUUCCAUAAGUACUGCCUCGAUCCCCCCCUGACCGCCGUUCCCGAGUAUGACUGGCAUUGUCCCAAGUGCCUCGUCGGUACCGGCGAGUUUGGCUUUGAGGAAGGAGGCGUCUACUCGCUCAAGCAGUUCCAGGAGAAGGCUAGCCACUUCAAGAAGAACUACUUCGCGUCCAAGAUGCCCUUCGACCCCGUCCUCAACACGCACCGCCGCGAGUCCGAGGAUGACGUUGAGCGCGAGUUUUGGCGACUGGUCGAGAGCCUGACCGAGACCGUCGAGGUCGAGUACGGCGCUGACAUCCACUCCACCACCCACGGCAGUGGCUUCCCCACCCUGGAGCGCAACCCGUUGGACCCGUAUUCGCACGACGGCUGGAAUCUGAAUGUCCUCCCCUUCUACGGGGAUUCGUUGUUCCGCUACAUCAAGACCGAUAUCUCGGGCAUGACCGUCCCCUGGGUCUACGUGGGCAUGUGCUUCUCGACCUUCUGCUGGCACAACGAAGACCAUUACGCCUACUCGGCCAACUACCAACAUUUCGGCGCCACCAAGACCUGGUACGGCAUCCCGGGGGAGGACGCGGAAGCCUUUGAGGAGGCCAUGCGCCAGGCUGUCCCGGAACUUUUCGAGGGCCAGCCCGACCUGCUCUUCCAGCUCGUCACCCUGAUGCCGCCGGAUCAGCUGCGGAAGGCCGGCGUCAGGGUCUACGCCUUGGACCAGCGGGCCGGCGAGUUCGUCGUCACCUUCCCGCAGGCGUACCACGCCGGGUUCAACCACGGGUUCAACUUCAACGAAGCGGUCAACUUCGCCCCCCCUGACUGGGAGCCGUGGGGCGCGAUGGGCGUUGAACGCCUCCAGGCGUUCCGGCGGCACCCGUGCUUCUCGCACGACGAGUUGCUCAUGACUGCCGCCACCAAGAGCGAGCUCGACAUCAAGACCGCUAAGUGGCUCGCGCCCGCCCUCCAGAGGACCUGUGCCCGCGAGCUGGCGGAGCGGACGUCCCUGAUUGCGCGCCACCGCGAGAUCGCCCCGCACGCCUGCGUCCUGGGGUCGGACGAUCCGACAGCCCGGGGUGACUGCCAGCUGCGGUGCCUCGUCGAGGAGGAGGAUCUCCCCGAGGAGGAUUAUCAGUGCGCGUUUUGCAAGGCUUACACUUACCUCACACAGUUUCGCUGCCACCGGACCGGGAAGACUGUGUGCAUGAUCCACGUGGAUACGUAUGAUUGCUGCGGAGAGCCCCUUGCCCAGCGACUACUCGGCCCGGAUCACACGCUUCGGUACCGGAUUGGGGACCACGCCUUCCAGGCCCUGGUGCAGAAAGUCGUGGAGCGCGCCCGCGUGCCAGAGGCAUGGGGCGAGAAGCUCGACAAGACUCUGGAGAAUGAGCCCAAGCCCCAGUUGAAGGUCCUUCAUAGCCUGCUAAAUGAAGGUGAGAAAAUCCCAUACCACCUGCCCGGUCUCCAAGAUCUUGCGGCAUUCGUCCAGCGCUGCGAUAAAUGGGUUGAAGAAGCAACCAACUACAUCACCCGGAAACAGCAGAACCGGAGGAAGAACGAGAAGGCUUGGCGCCGAAGUACUUCUAAGGCCGCGCAGCUGGAAGAACGAGAUCGGGAAAUCCGCAGAGUAGAGAACAUCUACGCCCUUCUUACAGAGGCUGAUAAACUGUCGUUCGACUGUCCACAGAUGGCGGCUCUGGAAGAGAAGACCCGCGAGAUCGAGAAAUUCCGCCAGGACGUUAACGCUGCCCUCAUGAACCCCCACGUCCGAUCGAUCCCGGAAGUGGAGGAGCUGGUGGAGUCCGCCCGCAAUUUCAACGUGGACGUCCCCGAGGUCGAGGGCCUCGAGCACCUACUCCGGCAGAUGCGGUGGAACGACGGGGCGCGCCUCCGGCGGGACCGCCCUUUAACCCUCCAGGAAUGCCAGGAGCUCAUCCGGACCGGGGAUCAACUCGGACUGUCGCCCACCAACGAGCACCUGCUGCACUUCAAAGACCUGCACCGCCACGGCGAGGCCUGGGAGGCCAAGGCCAAGGAGCUCAUGUCCGUCGAGGCCGUGCACUACCAGCAGCUCGAGGCUCUGUCGGCGCAGUCCGCCCGGUUUCCCGUGUCGCCCGACACGCUCGCCGCGGUGGACGCCAUCUUGAUCAAGCAGCGGGAGGCCCAGAAGCAGAUCCAGACCCUAUAUGACAAGAGCCGGGAUCCGGAUCUCCGCAAGCGGCCCCUCUAUAAGGAUGUCCGGGAGCUCAUGGAAUCGUUGGAGGGGUUGAAUAGCCGGCCCACGGGGGCCAUCGACCUCGAGAGGGAACAGAAACGUCACGAAGACUGGAUGCGGAAGGGGAAGAAGCUGUUCGGAAAGGCCAACGCCCCGCUGCACAUCUUAAAGUCCCACAUGGAGUAUGUGGAGAAGAGGAACUCGUACUGUUUUGACCUGGAGGAUCGGUACCGACCGCCCGUGGAGCCCGCCUCCCGCGACAAUACCCCGGAGGGUCUGUUGGAUAACCCCACGACUGCCAGCAUGUGGGGCGGGGGGAAGUCCCGAAAACGCGAUGUUUUUUGCAUUUGCCGACAUUCCGAGGCAGGCAUGAUGAUCGAGUGUGAAGUCUGUCACGAAUGGUACCACGGCAAGUGUCUGAAAAUCGCCCGCGGCAAAGUCAAAGAAUUCGACAAAUAUACCUGUCCCAUCUGCGAUUGGCGGCAAAAGAUCCCUCGCGAUGCAGCGCGUCCCAAGAUUGAGGACCUGCAGGAGUGGCAGGCCGAAGUGCCCGGCCUGCCGUUUCAGCCCGAUGAGGAAGAGAUCCUGGAGAACAUUGUCAGCAAGGCUCUGGCAUUCCGAGAUUUUCUCCAGGGCUUCACAAAUGCGGCUUGCACCACGACGGAGGAAGUGCCGACGCUGAUCUUCUAUCUGCGCAAGAUCGAAGGCGCCGAGGUUCUGCUUGCCUACGAGACGAACUUUUUCCGACAGGAGAUCCACAAGUGGGCGCCCGUGGCGCCAAAUGCGCCGCCGAUCUUGAAGGAAUCUCUGUCCACGCGGAAGCCGCGUCCCACCAAGCAGCAGAAGAUCAUGGCGCAGCUGGGCGUCGAGCGGCCGGAGGAUCUUCCGCCCCAUCUGCGCACCAAGCCGAGUCACGUCCGUAACAAGUCCAUGGAUUCUCAGAGCGGUCGGUCUUCCCAUGUUCAACCAAACACGCCGACUCCCGGGGAUGGCAACAAUUCCGACUCGAACCGCGGUGGUCCGACGCUGACGCCGAUGAGUGACGCUCCCCAGUCGACAUAUCCGUUCUCUGCCAACUAUUCCCUCCCCGAGAACGAGUCCACGCCCGCCUUCGCCCCAGGCUCCUCGGCCUUCUUACCCCAGCCCCAUUCGCCCUCCUUUCCAGCCCGUUCCCCGUCUCCCCACCAGGGAUUGAACCCGUCCCUCUUCAGUCCGCGUCCAUUCAGCCGGGAUGCAGCCGAUCGGCCGGCCGGAGUGGACGUAGGCAACUCCAACCCUUUCGGGAGCAGCCCACGGCAGGACCUGGAUGAUGUCUUCGCCGAUCUGACGAAUCAGGACAUUGAACCCGAUCCUGAACCAGAGCCUGAGCCCAUGGAAAAUACACACGCCAACGAAGCUUUGGAGGUGCUCGAUGCGGGCAAUGGCGGAGAUUAUUCCGAUUCUAUCGACGAAUCGCCGGACGAGAAAGCCAACGGCGAGACCAACGGCGAGACCAACGGCGAGACCAACGGAGAGAUCAACGGAGAAACCAACGGAGAAACCAACGACCAGGCCGAGACGGCCGAGACGGGCGAAGUGAAUCCCCCUCCAACGCAGCGGUGA
Aspergillus candidus is the source of this 5238-nucleotide messenger RNA. RefSeq names its product putative PHD transcription factor (Rum1). Bases 1 to 5238 code for a protein of 1745 amino acids. Gene Ontology annotation, molecular function: DNA binding; histone demethylase activity. Lineage: Eukaryota; Fungi; Ascomycota; Eurotiomycetes; Eurotiales; Aspergillaceae. Gene Ontology annotation, biological process: chromatin remodeling. The transcript is spliced from 5 exons. Gene Ontology annotation, cellular component: nucleus. The record is from RefSeq and is a predicted model, not a curated record.